Molecule: messenger RNA, 934 nt
Organism: Rhinichthys klamathensis goyatoka
Lineage: Eukaryota; Metazoa; Chordata; Actinopteri; Cypriniformes; Leuciscidae
Gene: bnip3lb
Product: BCL2 interacting protein 3 like b
Exons: 6
Coding region: 180-824 (214 amino acids)
Biological process (GO): positive regulation of apoptotic process; mitochondrial outer membrane permeabilization; defense response to virus
Cellular component (GO): mitochondrial outer membrane; mitochondrial envelope; nucleus
Source: RefSeq, a predicted model, not a curated record
CUGCACUCCCAGCACUGUUCUGGGGUCAGCCACAGAAAACUGUUAUUAACGAAUCUAAAAGGGUCCGCUCCGCAGAUCUUCCGAUCUGCUGUCAGGCACCGUCACGCGUGAGCGCGCAGAGUGUGUUCGUGCUGUGCUGCUGUCAGUCUUAUGCAAGCCGCCCAACAACACACAGCACGAUGAUGUCCGACGCUGCUGCUCCAGCAGACAACAACGGGGAGCCUGGAUUAAACGGGUCAUGGGUAGAGCUGGAGAUGAACAGAAACGCUGCAUCUCUCUCUUCCUCCAGCGCCUCAGUGCCGCCCCCUCUAGACCAGGUAGUAGAGGAGGAUGAUGGGAUGGUCGGGGGGCUGGAACACGUUCCCUCAUCGUCUUCCAUCCACAAUGGAGACAUGGAAAAAAUCCUGCUGGAUGCCCAGCACGAAUCCAGCCGCAGUAACUCCUCGUGCGGCAGCCCUCCUCGACCCCCCAGUCCUCAGGAUGAAGGGCAGAUCAUCUUCGACGUGGACAUGAGGAGAGACAGUCAGGAGCUUGUCAUGGAGAAGAUCAGAGAUGAUGACAUCUUAAUGAAGGAUUCAGAUCGGGUGUCAGACUGGUCAAGUAGACCAGAGAACGUUCCGCCCAAGGAGUUUCAUUUCCGGCACCCGCGGCGUUCAGUGACUCUCAGCAUGAGGAAGACGGGAGCCAUGAAGAAAGGAGGCAUCUUCUCUGCUGAGUUCCUCAAAGUGUUUAUCCCCUCGCUGCUUCUGUCCCACAUCCUAGUCCUGGGUCUCGGGGUCUAUAUCGGGAAAAGACUGACAACUCCCACUGCAAGCUCCAUUUGAACACAAAUCCGAUCGAGUGCCUCAGGCAUGGCCCAGGUGGAUUAGGGAGAAGGUAGCAGUUUGUACGAAGAAGCCCCCCUGCUGCCCCUUUCUUCCACUUUAACUUCCUC